AACGAUACUUGUUUUCAGCCUGAAGGACUGUUGGCCACCAAUCCAUCCUUGCAAUGUAUUUUACUACUCCGGCUCGCUCUAUAUAAUACAAAUAUGUCUAAGUACGUGCUCAGAGAUGAUCUAGUCAGUUCUAGAUACAGUUGAUACCGAGCGACUUGGAUGGGCGUCUCUCUCGCUUACCUGCUAAAAUUCCAGUGUCCAGAGUCUCCCUUCGCCAGGCACCGUGACCCUGCCGCGAAAGGUGCAGAAGAAGUAGGAGUGUCUCACAGGAAUACAUGCAUGGGAAGUAUAUACCCGACGAUAAACCGCGAUUCUCCUAACAUUUGACGUUCUCUACAUCAUGGCUGCUUUCCUGCAGCUUCUUCUCUUCGGAGGGCUUACCUGGAUAUUCUGGCGGAUUGUGCGACCUUUCUUCACCAAAUCGCCUCUCGAUAAUGUUCCAGGCCCUUCAUCUGUUUCACUUUUUUCUGGUAACUUGGGCCAGUUAUUCGCCCGUCAUGGAUGGGACUUCCUUGAUCAUUUGAAUGAUUGGUACGGAGGCGUGGUCAAGCUCAACGGUUUUCUCGGGGGUCGAUACCUAUACGUGUUUGACCCAGCAGCCAUGCAUAGCAUCGUCGUGAAAGACCAACAUCUUUUCGAGGAAACAUCUUGGUUCCUGUCGAGCAACUACCUCUUGUUUGGUCCCAGUCUUCUCGCCUCCCAUGGGGAGACUCACCGGAAGCAACGCAAGCUCUUAACUCCAGCCUUCUCCAUAAAUCAUCUCAAACAGAUGACACCAGUAUUCAAUGCAGUCGCUCGUAAUUUGCGCGAUGCCAUGGCCGAGCAGGUGAAAGAGACACCAAAGGAACUUGAUGUCCUGGGUUGGAUGGGUCGCGCUGCGCUCGAGACUCUCGGCCAAGGUGGACUUGGGUAUUCUUUUGACCCGCUUGUACGUGAGACUUCAGAUACAUUUGGUGAUGCCGUCAAGGCAUUCCUACCCACUCUCUUUUCGCUCCACUUCUAUCGCAUGUUCCUGCCCUUCGUUGGCCAUCUCGGCCCCCCUGGUUUCCGUCGCAAGGUCCUCGAAAUAUACCCGAAUAAGAACGUACAGAAGAUGAAGGAUCUUGUCGAUACGCUUUACAGUCAAGCCGUAUCAAUCUUCAAUGCCAAGAAAGCCGCCCUCGAGAAUGACGACGAAGCGGUGCAUGAGCAAGUAGGCGAAGGAAAGGACAUCAUGAGUCUACUUCUGCGUGCAAACGUGGAAGCGUCCGAAGAGGAUCGUAUCUCUGAUGAAGAGCUGAUUGCACAGGUCAACACUCUUGUGUUUGCGGCGACGGACACGACAUCCAACGCCCUGGCCAAGACUGUCUUUCUCCUCGCUGAACGGCCUGAUGUACAAGAAAAGCUGAGAGAAGAAGUCACUGCCGCGCGAGAUGGUGGUGACCUUUCAUAUGACGCCGUCAGUGAACUCCCGUUCUUGGACGCCAUUUGCCGAGAGACUCUCCGAGUCUACCCUCCUGUGACGACGCUUUUCAGAGACACGCUUGAAGAUGCCGUUCUGCCUGUCUUCAAGCCUUUCCCAGGUGUCAAUGGACACAUGAUUCAUGAAGUCGCAGUCCCUAAAGGCACCCCCAUCGUCAUUAGUCUUCACGGUUACAAUAGAAACAAAGCUAUCUGGGGAGAAGACGCCACCGAAUGGAAACCUGAACGUUGGUUGGAACCCCUCCCUGAGGCUGUUCGCGAGACCGCGAAUGCUGGCGUUUACUCUAACCUAUUGACGUUCUUGGGAGGCUCCCGUUCGUGCAUCGGGUUCAAAUUCUCUCAGCUGGAGAUGAAGGUCAUACUGUCGACCGUUAUCGAGUCGUUCCGCUUUUCGCUUCCUCAACAAGAAAUCGUUUGGAACAUUGCCAACAUUGCGUAUCCGACUGUUGGUGAGGAAGACAAGGCACGGAUGCCUUUGAAAGUUGAAUUGGUGAAGCCUAUACGUGCAUAAGUUUUAUUCCCUUUCAUUUGGCCUCUUCCCGCCCAUCUUCACUCACAGUGGCGGGAAUCCUUUUUCCGCCCUCGUUCCGGCGAUCGAGUCUCCUUUACCUUUCUAAUCCGAACGCAAGGUUCUACCAUCUUGGAGAUUCAACAUGCUUUCACUACCCAGUACUCAGUGCUUGCUUCGUCUCUCAUUACAAUUUCAUUAAAGCCGAUUCCGUCAUUUUCUACUACUUCAGGUUUCGCACUGUGCGUUACACAUCUGACCGUAAGUCUACAAAUGCUGAGUUCGCGGUAAUGGAUAUGGCUCCUUGCCGUUGUGUAUG
Molecule: messenger RNA, 2288 nt
Organism: Somion occarium
Lineage: Eukaryota; Fungi; Basidiomycota; Agaricomycetes; Polyporales; Cerrenaceae
Source: the annotation of a GenBank genome assembly